CCAUUUGACCUUCUCUUGGCAAUUACUGGGCCCCAGGGAGACUGUAGGGCAUGUGUAGCAAGAAACUGCCAAACUACACUAGACCACGGACUAUAGACUGUACCAUGCUGUCAGGAUGGAUUCAGAGACAACCAAUGGAUGAAGUGCAGCCCAUACUUCUAAAUGUUGCCUUACUGUGCACAGCUGUUCUCGAUUGAAGCAGAACAUUCGGCUCCAUGGACAAGAAGGUUGUACUCAUCACAGGUUGCUCCUCAGGAAUUGGUCUCAGCCUGGCUGUUCGGCUAGCCUCUAAUCCCGACAAAACAUUUAAAGUCUAUGCCACGAUGAGAAACCUGGCCAAGAAGGAGCGUCUUUUAGAGAGUGUGAAAGGCCUGCACAGAGAUACCUUGGACAUACUCCAGAUGGACGUGACCGGCUGGCAGUCCAUCCUGGAUGCGAGGGACAGGGUUGUGGAGAAACGAGUGGACAUUCUGGUGUGCAAUGCUGGUGUGGGUUUGAUGGGGCCGCUGGAGGUGCAGUCCUUGGACUCAAUGAGGCAGAUUCUAGAGGUCAACCUCCUUGGUACCAUCCAAACCAUCCAGGCUUUCCUGCCGGACAUGAAGGCUCAGGGCAAGGGCCGCAUUCUAGUCACUGGCAGCAUGGGCGGGCUUCAUGGUCUUCCUUUUAAUGAGGUGUACUGUGCCAGUAAAUUUGCAAUAGAGGGAGCAUGUGAGAGUUUGGCUGUCCUCCUGCAACACUUCAAUAUCCAUGUGAGUCUCAUUGAGUGUGGUCCGGUCAACACUGACUUUCUGGUCAACCUGCAGAAGGCAGAGCUCGGGGAUGCGUCUCUCCAACAAGUUGAUACCCAGACACUCGGCCUCUAUGAAAAAUACCUGCAGCACUGUGGCUCUGUUUUCCAAAAUGCAGCACAAGACACAGAGGACAUUGUAAAGGUAUUUCUCGAGGCCAUCCAGUCACCCAGCCCUGCAUUCAGAUACUUCACCAGCGGUGUCAUGCCACCUCUCGCCAAACUGAAGAUCACUGAACCAGAUGGCUCGCGGUACAUCAGUGCCAUGGGCAAAAUCAUUUUCUCAGCUGAGGAACAAUAAUUGUACAUGUUCCUUGUUUUCAGCCAGGCCAGCCUGUUAUGUGCAGACCUGUCUUUCUUUUACUUUAUCUGUAGAGCUUAAUAUUUUGCUCAUUCAUUUUUUAUUUCUGAUAUAAAGUUGACACACUCUGACUCACUGUGGUUGCUCAACUGGAAAAGGCAGUACGUUCAGAGAUUGGUGAGCAGAGUUCACAGCAGGGAGCAACUCCAUGUUUCUAUUUUUGGAUGCCACCAAUAUAAAAAUUUAAAAAAGAGAGAGAUUUUUUUCUGAGAAAUAUUUCAUAAGGAUCAUUCUUCGAUCAACAAAACAUCUUUUGCAUUCCUUGUGUUUGAUAGUGUUCUCAGCACACUGGUCAGUAUACUUCCACUAAGAUAGGCAAGCUUCUGGACAAAAUUAUGAGAAUAGUUUUGAAUGUAAUAGUUAGUGAAAGGAGAAUGUGCAUGAUUUUAACAUAAAUGAAUUAUAUUGCAUGUUUAACUUCUUUUCUAGUAUUUGCUGUAUCGCUUGUCUUAGCAUGCCCUUCGAGAGAUAAAUGAAUAAAGUAUGCAAAGUGAAGUGAAAUGAUUUUGCAAAAAUAAUGUGUAUUAACACUCACUGUAGAUUGUGUUGUACAAGCGUGAGAAAGUAUGUGAUUUAAUGAACAAUCGGGAGAUACAGUAUAAGCACGAAGUCGGAAAAUAUCCUUUU
Larimichthys crocea (large yellow croaker) is the source of this 1775-nucleotide messenger RNA. RefSeq names its product hydroxysteroid (17-beta) dehydrogenase 1 (gene hsd17b1). The record is from RefSeq and is a predicted model, not a curated record. Bases 216 to 1088 code for a protein of 290 amino acids. The transcript is spliced from 7 exons. Gene Ontology annotation, biological process: estrogen biosynthetic process. NCBI's taxonomy places the organism in Eukaryota, Metazoa, Chordata, Actinopteri, Sciaenidae. Gene Ontology annotation, molecular function: estradiol 17-beta-dehydrogenase [NAD(P)+] activity. Gene Ontology annotation, cellular component: cytosol; cytoplasm.